This is a messenger RNA of Chlamydomonas reinhardtii, 2542 nucleotides long. RefSeq lists its product as uncharacterized. Bases 688 to 1785 code for a protein of 365 amino acids. NCBI's taxonomy places the organism in Eukaryota, Viridiplantae, Chlorophyta, Chlorophyceae, Chlamydomonadales, Chlamydomonadaceae. Gene Ontology annotation, molecular function: coproporphyrinogen oxidase activity. Gene Ontology annotation, cellular component: chloroplast stroma; cytoplasm. The record is from RefSeq and is a predicted model, not a curated record. The transcript has 6 exons.
GUUCUCGGCCAUCAGCCACCGCUGCAUUUGCGUACACGCCAAUAUAUUAUACCCAACAUCACACGCGACAGAGAAUCUCUGCCUCCAGGAGUUUGAAUCCCCUAUGCUUGCAAGGAUAGCACAUGCCGAAUUGACCGCGGCCCCCCGGAAACUAAACUGCAGCCAAUAAUGCACCGCUGCUUUAUACUUCAGAUGAGAUGGGCAAGAAUGUUCCUAGCAAACAUUCAACGGUCGCGUAAAGACUGCGACACUCUGGGGAGGCGACCGAUGAUGGUCGUCGACUUCCUGUGUAACCGCUCACUCGACUCGAUGUUACUGUCCUGCGUACCCAUUGUUGCUUAUAACGCUACCAGAUUACAGUAAUGAGCCCAUACAAUCAGUGCGGGCGCCAGGGACUGCAAUCUGGGGCAUCGAGAUCGGGACUGGGAAUGAGGGUACCAAACAUACACCGCCGCUGCAUCGGUCGCGGCAGGUACAAGCCCGGCGCGCACGACGUCCUUCUCUAUAUAUGCCUCUGCCUUUGCACUUGCAUAGAGCAAGUCACAGACAGAGUUGUCUUGCUUCUUUCACGAACUUCUUCACUCUUGAGCCUCACCCAGCCUAGCCCGCCCUAUUAGCGGUCUAGUGCAACCUUCUUUCAUCUUCGCCUCGAGGAUCUAGCUCAGGAUCUAGGCAAAAGCUUCCGCGAUGGCACUGCAAGCCUCAACCCGCUCGCUCCAGCAGCGCCGCGCCUUCUCUUCGGCCCAGACCUCCAAGCGUGUGUCUGUGACCAAGGUCCGCGCGACGGCUAUCGAGGCGGAGAACUAUGUGAAGCAGGCUCCCCAGUCGCUGGUCCGCCCGGGCAUCGACACUGAGGACUCUAUGCGCGCUCGCUUCGAGAAGGUGAUCCGCAACGCCCAGGACUCCAUCUGCAAUGCUAUCUCCGAGAUCGAUGGCAAGCCGUUCCACCAGGACGCCUGGACCCGCCCCGGCGGCGGUGGCGGCAUCAGCCGCGUGCUGCAGGACGGCAACGUGUGGGAGAAGGCCGGCGUCAACGUGUCCGUGGUCUACGGCACCAUGCCCCCUGAGGCCUACCGCGCUGCCACUGGCAACGCCGAGAAGCUGAAGAACAAGGGUGACGGUGGCCGCGUGCCCUUCUUCGCCGCCGGCAUCUCGUCGGUGAUGCACCCCCGCAACCCCCACUGCCCCACCAUGCACUUCAACUACCGCUACUUCGAGACUGAGGAGUGGAACGGCAUCCCCGGCCAGUGGUGGUUCGGCGGCGGCACCGACAUCACCCCCAGCUAUGUGGUGCCCGAGGACAUGAAGCACUUCCACGGCACCUACAAGGCGGUGUGCGACCGCCACGAUCCCGCUUACUACGAGAAGUUCCGCACCUGGUGCGAUGAGUACUUCCUCAUCAAGCACCGCGGCGAGCGCCGCGGCCUGGGCGGCAUCUUCUUCGAUGACCUGAACGACCGCAACCCCGAGGACAUCCUGAAGUUCUCGACCGACGCCGUGAACAACGUGGUGGAGGCAUACUGCCCCAUCAUCAAGAAGCACAUGAACGACCCCUACACCCCCGAGGAGAAGGAGUGGCAGCAGAUCCGCCGCGGCCGCUACGUGGAGUUCAACCUGGUCUAUGACCGCGGCACCACCUUCGGCCUGAAGACCGGCGGCCGCAUUGAGUCGAUCCUCAUGUCCAUGCCCCAGACCGCCUCAUGGCUGUACGACCACCAGCCCAAGGCCGGCUCGCCCGAGGCCGAGCUGCUCGACGCCUGCCGCAACCCCCGCGUCUGGGUGUAAUCGCGCCCUAGCUGUGACGGCUUGAGCCACGCUGCAUGCAAGCUGCUGAUGCUGCGGAUUGGUGUUGCGCAUGGGAGCUCUCGCGGGGAGCGACGCAGCAUGGGCGCUUGCGUGCUAGCAGGCGUGGUGGACGCGCGCGGCCUUUGCUUGGGGCGGUGGGGCAGGAUGUGUGGGAGGUAGUUUUCGAUGCCCGCAGCUGCAUUGCGCGCAUUGGCAUACCAGUUACAUAGUUUGACCCACUGAGUGGAUGAUGGUUGACGCCCGCGAUGCCUUGUAUGGCCUGAGUUCUGCCGAAAUGCUAGCGAUGGCAGCACAAAGCAGACUGCAGAUAGAGAAGAGCCCUGACUACGCAGCUUGAUCUUAGGUAGAUUUGAACAAGAGUGACGACGCAUUGGGGACGAGAAGUCUUCCAGACUGACCGCAGCAGGUUUGGAGCCUCGGAGGACGCUCCGCAGGCUCCUAUGACGUGUGUAUGGUGUACCGUGUGCGUGUGUGCGUGCCGUCAUUCUUUCUUGUUCCCUGUUCCUGUUGGAACCCGUGGUAUGACCUGUCCAGUGUGGACUGACUGCACUCUGGACCCCCGAGUUACACACCUAGGAAGAGGUAAACGAGGACGAUUGUUGCACCUGAUUGCAGUGUGAUUGCGGCAUGGCCUGUGAGUGCGAUAUAAAGCGGGCGAAAUGGCAAGGCUGGGUGCCUGUCAAUUCAACUCCCGACGCAAUCAGAAUCAGAGCAACGAGUGUAAAAUCCACUGCCC